Messenger RNA from Homo sapiens (human), 17792 nucleotides. It is a transcript of the gene CCDC92, whose product is annotated as coiled-coil domain containing 92. The transcript is spliced from 7 exons. Lineage: Eukaryota; Metazoa; Chordata; Mammalia; Primates; Hominidae. Gene Ontology annotation, cellular component: cytoplasm; centriole. Bases 15365 to 16360 code for a protein of 331 amino acids. The record is from RefSeq and is a predicted model, not a curated record.
CUCAUCAAGAAUUCCCAUGCAUUUUCUCGCUAUUGCAUUGUAAGGAAAAAGAUGCUAACGUUUAAAGUGGCUUUUACCUCCAAAGAUGUUUUGAAAUGUAUGUAAUUCUUUUGGCUAACUGUUCAUCUUAUGUGAAAUAUGCUUGGAAGAAGGCUUUAAAACUCGUGAUUAUAUAUACGGGUAUGCGUACAUAUCCAUACACACCACUGAAAAAUCUUAAAAUAGUUUUGUUACUCCUCUGCGUAUUAUAAUUACUCAGUAAAUUUAGUUUAGGUACAUUUAAGAUCUAAAGUACAGGACAAUUAUUUGUGUGAGAUUUUUACUGUGACACAUUUUAAAUACAUCGGUCUAACAAAUAGGGUUUUUUUGAAAUUAGAUAUUUUUAUUAACUCUUUAAAAAACGAAUCAUUCAUCUUGGGUUUAUAACUCUUUCAUCUGCCAUGUUGGAUAAAUUGCAAAAUUGGAUAAAUUGAUCUCAACUUAUCCAAUUAUCUUUGGAUAAAUUGAUCUCAACAUAAUUACCUAAUUGGUAGGAUGCCUUUGCAACGAUACUAACGUUAAUAAAAUGUUGAUGCUUUUAAAAAAUACUUAUGUUAAAAAAGCAUUUUCUCGUAUUUCUGGCAAGAAAAGUCAUGGAACUUUUUUCCUUCUAUCUGGAACAAGGUCAGCCAUAAAUAGUUUCUAAUACAUAGUGGGCACACAUUUGGUAACUAAGAUUAAUUAUAUCUACUGAAUUUACUGAAUUCCAUGUCCUUCAAGGGCAGUGACUAGGUGACUUUGUAUCUUCACACACCAAUGUUGCAGUAAAUGUUUGAGUCAGAUUGAAGUUUCAUCCCGGCUAGGUAGGUGCUAACUUAAUGACACCAGUUUCCACAUCUUCAGCUUUGAUGUUUCAACCUGCAGAAGGAUUUGGGCACGGAAGUGGCUGUGUCCUAAUUGUCUUCAAAUAUUUGAAGGUCUGUCAUGCAGCAAGGGAUUUCAUUUAUUUUGAGUAAUUAUUGAGUACAGAAAAACAGAUUUCACUUCUAUAUGAAGGCAAAAGUUGUUUAUGGUGAGAACUAGCGGUGGAAAGAAGGGGCUGCUCCUUCCCUAGGGGCUUUUGGGAUCAGCUGGUUCCCCACUUGGCGUGAAUGGCUAUUAGGAGGUAUCACAGAGGUAUAGGAGGGUCUUUCUGAGAGGGACUCCUGGGUAUUCCGAUGGCAACUAUAUUCGAGGACUUCUGUACUUCCCUUUUAGCACUGUGGCUUUUGUUUUUUGUUUUCUUAUGCUGGCUUCUAGAGUUGUGGACGUAGCAACAUCCGCAGACACCUACAUGAACCCUAGGAAGAUUUUUUAGUAGAUUAAAGACCCACCUGCUAUCGAAGAUGAUUCUUAGUCGUGCUUUGCAUUUGUAUGGCACAUUACAGGGAAUAAAGCACUCUCGAAUUCAAUGUGUUUUAAAAGACUCUUUUUAAUUAUACAUGAUUUGUAUUUCUUUCUUUAACUUUAUUUUCUACAAUAAACAUUGAAUCAAGAGGAAAAUUACCCUUUUCUAGGAAGGCAAGCAGAAAAGACUUUUUUUAAAGCUGUUUUUAAAAAAUGGGAUGGUGCCAGUCAUCCUUUGGAGAGCCAGCAAAUUAUGAAGGUGAAUCGUUCUUUUACUUGGCUGAAAACAUGUUUUAAAAGAUACUGAAUAAGGCCGGGGGCAGUGGCUCACUCCUGAGGCCGAGGCGGGCAGAUCACGAGGUCAAGAGAUCAAGACCAUCCUGAGCAACAUGGUGAAACCCCAUCUCUACUAAAAAUACAAAAAUUAGCUGGUCGUGGUGGCGCAGUAGUCCCAGCUACUCGGGAGGCUGAGGCAGGAGAAUCGCUUGAACCCAGGAGGCAGAGGUUGCAGUGAGCCCAGAUCACGCCACUGCACUCCAGCCUGGCAACAGAUGGAGACUCCGUCUCAAAAAAAAAAAAAAAAAAAAAAAAAACUGAAUAAGAGAUGAUAUAAGAGAUGAUUCUUGUGCUUGCUCCGCAUUUUAGUUUGUUUAUUUCAUUACUCAAACAUGACUCAAGUUUCACAGCAAAAAGUCCAGUCAUAUCCACCUACAUUAAGUUGCAUUGGAUGUUUUUUCAGUAUGUCUGCAUGGUUUUUAAAAUAUGCUGGCAGCUGAAGGUAAAACAAAGCCAAGAAGUAGAAUUACAGCAAGCCGAAAAGCUUAGGGGAAUUGGAGCUUUGUGUUUGAAGAAGAAAGACAUGUGCCCUAUUUGUAUGAAACCAAUCUUGAGAAUGAUGGUUUUAUCAGCAAUGGGAAUAAGGAUUUAUCUAUUAUAAUAAAGAUUCGGCUACUGAGUGUCAAUCUAAUACAUGUAUUAAGUGGGUCAAUGAGGUGGGGACUCCAGUCUGUGGCUAAGAAGCAGAGCAGAGUUGCCUGUGAACACCAGAGUGCCCAAUACACAAGGAUUGAAGUGCAGCAAGUCAGUAAUGAGGCCGAUUGAGUUAAACCAAGAUCUGACCUCUCCAUUUUAGGAAGAAGAGGAAAAAACAAUUCUGAAUUAAUGUUUGCAUGGACUUAACUUUUUAAAUGUCUUUUAAAGUAGUUACUCUCUCGUUCUCUAGCAGAUGAGUUUGUUUCAUGCUUUUAACUUUUUAAACGUCUUUUAAAAUAGUUACUCUGUCUUGUUCUCUAGCAGAUGAGUUUGUCUCAUGCUUUUCACUUUUUAAAUGUCUUUUAAAAUAGUUACUCUCUCUCAUUCUGUAGCAGAUGAGUUUGUGUCAUGCUUUUGUGUCUCUUACCCAUUAGCUGACUUUGGGUGUGAUAAGUGACUAAGACUCCUCAAACUUUGAACAAGGAAUAUACCAUUUAUUUAUGCUGUAUGCAUGAAGGGAAAAGAGACGAAUAUCAAGUUUUUCUGGCCAACCAAGAAAUAAAACUUUAAAAGUGUUUAUUUUUUCAGGAAAAAAAAUCACAGAUACUACUUAAAUAUUAUUACCAGGACAACAAAUUAGCAAAUAAGGCAAGUUAGAAAGCAGCAUUUUCAAGGUUAAAGGUUGCACUUUAAAGCUUUAACCAUGACUUCUGAAGGGAUCACACAAACAUCUUUAAAGACUUCUUUGUUAAUCAGAAAACAGUUUACAUGCAAAUUUCCACACUGGAGAGCCGACCGAGAUCAAUACUUUCAUGAUUAUUCCCAAUUUACUGCUUUAUCAGAAAGAACUUUACUACGAAGCAAGAAGUGUCUACUCUUCUGUGAAGGAGUAAGUUUUCUCCUUGUUUCUGAAAUUCUUUAUUCUAGCUGAAUUCUCAAGACUGAGCAGUGAACUUCCAUUGGUUAGCACCAAAUAGAGCAAGCCUGAGUAAGCUGCUUAUAAAAAGGGGAAAAAAACGACAGAAGAAAACUUUUAAUAAAUGGAAUAUGAGGCACAUAAUACUCUGCUUCUACAAAUUUUCUUUUUGUUGCCUCUUUGGCAACACUUAAGAUACUAAAUUUAGGUCUGCAUAAAAUCCAUUAUCCUUUGCUCUUCAGAUUUCCUCCCCAGUCCAUUUCUAAAUGCAUCCUGUGCCCUUCUCAUUUACUAUGCAGGUAAGAGAGUUUAUGAGAAGUCAUUAAAGCCCAUGUUCUUAGGUAACAUUGUUUAAGCAUUAAACACUACAUGUAAAUUGUCAUUCUCAAUAUUAUUACAAUACUGUCUUUCUUAAAGUUGCACAUUUUACCUAGAAAUCCGUGGCAUCAUACUCUGAAAAGAUCAUCUUCGAUAUAAUGCAGAGGACACGUAAAAACACUGGGUUCCCAAGAGAAAGUUCCAUCUCUGUCAUACAUAGCAUAAUUAUCUUAGGCUCUCCAUAUUUUUCUAAUGAUAAGUGAACGUAAGAGGUUAGGCUCGUGCCAUACCUUAAACAUUGAAGGAGGCUUUUUGUAACUCCUUUCUCUUCGGCUGUCACACACAUCAACCCAGAUGAAAGGCACUGCUAGUGUUUCUGCCUCGGUGGCUAGUAGCGUGGGAGAGCAGAUACACUUUUUAAAAAUAGCCAAAUCUUGCACAUUGAUAAGAAAGAUGGAGAAAGGUUGGAGUUUUUCGCUCAGUUUUGUGUUCCCAUAGAUAAGAACAUAGCAGAAGUUAUUAGGUUUGGCCUGUCAUUUUCAAGGAAGGUCAGUAUCUGAUACUGAGUCAUCUUUAUCUUCUGGUUGAGUCCCUAUGACAAGACCAGAACGUUCUAGUAGAAUAGAGCAGCAGCUUUCUGGCAUUAAGGUACUUGCUCAUUGACAUGCCCUAUUGCUCUCGGGGGAGGAAGGAUGUGUAAUCCUCCUCAGCCUCUGCAAUGUGAUUUCAAGUGAGGAAUUGCUUUCCAUCAAUAAAGCGGUCAAGUCAGUUUUUGACAAGUUUAUUAGUACAGUAAGACUGUGGUAUCAGGACCCAGUUCAGAGGUGAACAAAGCCAAACCAUAUUGUUUGAGGGCAAAGGCAGGUUUUUAGGGGAGAGACAAAAUAAAUAUCCAAGUAGAAACAAAGCUAGACUUGAGACCUUGGAGAUAGGUUGACAGCUGUCUAUUUGGAGGUUCUUGUGUCUCAUCCCUUUUUGCAGGAUGGAACUCAGAGCUUUGGAUGACGACUGGCUAAUUCUAGAACACUGCACUGAAUGUUACUCAUUAGCAGGCUGUGGUUAGAGCAGAGUGCCUUUCCAAGUAGUCUCAGGAUGCCAGCGGGACCUGCCUGUGCAGUGACCAUCUUGAGUCUGAAAUUUAAGUGGAAAGCAGCAAAUUAGCCAUUCCUGUGUUUAGAGGAAAACUGAGUUUAGUUAGAAGGUGUGAAGUCGUUGGGGCCAGCAUGUUCCUACUGAAGAAACUGGGAAUCCUCGGCAGGUUAGUAGCAAGCAGAACUUUAGAGUCCCUUGAAGGAAGGUUGAAGUGAUGUUUGGACUGCUGAACUGCAGAGUGAACCUGGGAAUGAGAUGCACUGACACCCUCAUCAGUGCUUUCCAUCAGUGUGCAAGACUUAGCUAUUUCUCAAAAGAACACAGCUUCCUCUCACAUGGAAUGUCCUACCAUUGGGGAUGUAACCAGAAGCCUCUGAAGCCUACUCAGUUUUUUAGGUGAAGAUCCCAGAUUUUUGUUUGUCACAACUCUCAUGGUUACAUUUAUAGGUAGGGAAUCCAGCCACUUCAGUCCAGUUUCUGAAAAUUCCUGGCUAGGUUAUUUUUCAGAGUUCCAUUUGGACAUUUUACCACCUCUUCUGAUUGUGGACAAGACAGUGAAGGCAUUGAUGAAUGUGUAGGGCUUUACAGCUUUAUUUACAAUCCAAUCUGGAAAUGAUGGACUCCUGUUACAAAUAGACACACUUAAUGUACCAAAUCUGGAAAUAAAAUAUUUCAGAAGUCUUUUUGACAGUCAUUGUGUUAGCCUUUGCAUGCAUCUUCUAUACCCAGUGAAAUUACUAAAGCAUUCACAUGAAAACCCAUUUUUUCUCAUUUGAAUAAAACUAAUGUGAAUAUGCUUAUAAAUGCCUGCCUCCCACCCUACAGCCCCAUCCGUAGAUAAGCUGCUCUCGUUGUCUUUAUGGCUACUUCCCACAACAUGAAUGGACGGGUCAAACAACUCACACAGUGCUGAUGAGCUACACUGGUAAAUUUGGAGCAUGCCACCCACAUAUGAUUUUCCCUGGCAUCCCUUCUUGUUGGUGUGUACCAGGCCAUGGGACACUGGAGCAAGAUGAAGGCACUUUGGAGCUACCAAGAGGCUCUCUGAAACCCUGACAGUCUUUAGAGUCCCUUCUACGAUGUGGGGCCUGAUCUAGGACAGGGACAGUGUGGGAAAGAGCCACCAUAAGGGACUGUUCAGUCUGAGAAAGAUGACUGACCAUAGAUAACCUUGACCGUGUUAUUCACCAAAGGAAGUAUAUUUCCAAAACAGCCCAACAUGGGUUACAUGAGGGCCGUGAGAAAUGUAAGCUCCUCCAAGAGCGUGCAGCCCUCACUGUUUUCACAAUUGUCCAUAGUCAAGACAGGAAAAAGUGAGAAAGAAAAGCAGGACUUCAUACUCCAGUGAGAGCGAUAAACUUUGACUUCUGGACAGAAUAUACAGAGGUCAAGAUGAAUCAAGAUUCCUCUUUAUUGAGAAGAGAUUGCAUCCCAAAGAUCAAUUUGCUUUUCUGUGAGUGGUUAGUCUUGUCUCCUCAGUUAUACACAAGUGUUUAUUGAUAGACCUCACUAUAUCUCGAUGCACACGUACAAGCACACACGUCAUUCCAAACAGUAUAUUUAACUGGCAAUAUAUUUAGCGAUUUAAAAUUGUAGUUUUCAAAUGUUAUCAAACAUAUCAGGUGUCCUAAUACGUCAAUUGAUUUUACCAUCAUAAUUUGAGCUUUAAGAACAAGUAUUUAAAAAAAAGACCCAGUAUUCAAAAAAAGACCCAGCAGCUCAUCCGUGGGGAUUGUCAGGUGACGAGAUGUUUUUUCCAUUUGAAUUUUAAUUUCUUUAUCAGUUUUUAGGUAAAUAUAAAUUAUUAACUAAUUGCCUCACUAUUCUGCUGGUACAAAGGGAAUUAGGAACUUUAGAAAACAAAAUUUACAUUAAAAAAUAAUGCAAUUGUUAUUUAAAAUUGGCAGAAAUGUGAUAUCUUGAAACAUUAUUCAGCUAAUGGAAGUAGAGUGACUCUUGGUUGUCAUAAUAUUGUCUGGAAUUUUUAAAAAGCAAUUUAUAAAGAUACUAGUUUCUUAAAUUACAGCUCCCUGUAAUUUGUAUACUCAGGUUUAGAUUCACCUACUCUGAAAUCAUGGUGGUAGGUAGUCAUUGAGCUGUUCUGUAAGGCAAGUGUCAAGAAUUUAGGAAGUUCCAUUUAAUUUAGCCUUUGUGAAAAAAUUCUACUUUUUGUAUGAAUUGUGUGCCCCACCCCCACUCCCAAAUAUUAGCUCCACAAAGGCAGAAUUUUUAUCUCUUCUAUUUGUUGGUGUGUUCUGAGUGUCCUCCACAGUGUCUGGCUCAAAGCUGCUUAAAGAUGCUUCCUUUAUGGAAAGAAUGAACUGUAAUAAUUUAUAUCACCCCCCCAUAUAGAAGACAUAACCUUCUCUUAUACCCCCAAAUUCACAAAAAUAGAUAUGAAAGGAUUUUCUUUAAAAGUACUAAGAACUUGAAUAAUUUAUGUAGUCUUCUGUGUUAUAUUGGAAUAGCCUCCUUGUUGUUAAUACAGACACUUUUUUUAAAAAAAAGAUAAAUAACUUUUCAGUUUGUACCUGUUACGUUUAAACUUUAUUUUUAAACUGCUUUUAUAACCUGAGCAAUUGUUUUUAUUUUGGGAGAGACCUUUUCCAAGUAGAAAACCAUUUUAAGAUUUACCAGCGCAGCACUAAUUACUUCAAUUUCUGUAGUAUAUUUCUGCAAAUUACAAAGUUCAAAUUAUGGCUCUUGUAAACAGGGUUUCCUGGUGACCAUGGAACCUGUACUUUCAUUUCUCCCGCCUGGAAAGCUUUCUUAAAGUGCUAGUAUAUAUAAAAUAUUAGGAGUUUUGACAUGAUUUCAUAAAUUUAUUGGGAGUCUAAAAUUCUUGUAAAGUUUACGUAUUUAGUGAAGUCCUUAAAAACAAAGCUCUUUGCAUUGAAGAAAUAUUAAAGCCUUUAAACAUCAAAGUUUCCUGGAGAUUUCCUGCCUGCAUUAGAUAGAGUACUCCUGUGGAAACUGCACACCUAGCUCAGCUGCAAUGUGUCCACUUAAUUUCUGUGGAAAUACGCAGCUUUAUAACCAUAACACUGGAGUCCCUAUUGCAUUCCAGAUUUAUCUUGCACUCACCCUCUUCACUUCUCAGGUCACUUUAGCGUUCAUAGAAGAAAAGCAAAAUCUCACAUUAUCAAGAAACAGGAAGAAAAUUACUACAUUCUUAGGCAAUUUGGAGUUUAUUUGCAAUCCUUUUUCUUCCAAGCAAAAGAAAGCAAGGAAAUGCUGAUCCAGUGUUCCAGUCAUUUUAGCUAAACAGGUUAAGUAGUCCCUUUCUGCACUCCUGCCUCGCUGAGCGUGUAAGAUACAAGGAAGAAACUCACUCAGAUAGGCUCCUAUUGUCCCCUCACCUGCUGGUUGCCUUUUUCUCCAGAGUUAGCAGCUGUCUGGUACGGGAGGGAUGCUGCAUGUGGUGAGAGUUUGCCCUCCCAAAAGUGCCAUACGCUGCGUUUACUAGCCAUCCCAGAAACCCAGAGAGAGCAGGAUAAACCUCAAGUCCAAAGAGGAGAAAAGGCCUGCCUUAAAUUAGAUUGACCCUAACCCUGGGGGUUUCUCAGCCAAAACUCUCUUGACCUUUGGGGCCAGAUUGCCCUUGUUGUGGGGCUGUCCUGUGCGUUAUGGUCUGUUUAGCAGCACCCCUGGCCCUGCCCACUAGAUGCUGGUGGCACCCACCCACACGCUCAUGACAGCCCAAAGCAUCUCCAGACAUCGCCAGAUGCCCCCUGGGGGCACAGCUGUCCCAGCUGAGAACCACUGCUCCAACUUGAUCAAACUCAAGAUUCAUCAGGAGAAUGAGAACCCCGUGUUCUUUCAUUAAUUCCGACUGCUUACAGUUUGCCUCAUAUCAGAAAACUUACACGCUAAUUCCAUCUGUUCUUUAGAUUUUUUAAAAAAAAACCUAUAUCUUGCAUCAGCCAUAAAACAAUGACUGUAGAUUCUCUGAGGGAAAAAAAAAACACCGUGUAGAUGGUGUUCUCAGCAGGUGAGAGUCAGACUGCAGAAGCAGGCCAGCUCCUCUGUAAGACCCACAUGAAGAUUACUGUUGCCACUGCCAGAUUAUGUUAUGUCUCACACAGAGUCGCCACCUUCCUCUCUCUACUCCCCAUCCUGUUCCGCCUUCUGAAUCGCAGCAUCAAUUGUUGACUUAAGCAGGCAAAAACUCAAACUACAUUUGAAUAAAGAAUUUGUCAGUAUCUGCAUUUGUUUUAGUCUUCUGUAUCAAGAGAGGAACCCCAAGCCCCUUAUCCAGCUAACCAGAACACCUUAAAAGUGUUUGUCUUCAAAAAAGAUAUCACAUGAAAUUGUAUUAUUAAUAAAUUAGUAAAUAAGGCAACCAAUUUAAAAAGCAAACAUUUAGAAGUUCAAAGCUGUAUUUUAAAGGAUUCAGCAACAAUCUAUAAAGCCCAGGUGUCUUAAAAUACUUGUUUGGUAAUAAAAACACAAUUGUACAUUUUUACAUGUUUCCACACAGAAUAGCAGAGUAAGCUUGUAGCUCUUUAAGAGAACUAGCUUUUUAACCCAGAAUAGUAUCUGUUUUUCUGCAGCUUUAGGAGAGAGGAAGCAUUUUCUCUUAUUCUGAUUUUUUUUUUCCACAAGCAGCAGCAUCAAGAAUAAGCACUGGAAUUAUAUUAGCAUCUGGCACGAAAGAGUAGACCUGAGAAGCUUACAGCUUAAAAUACGGGGAAAGAAAAGGGCAAAAGAGAAUGUUUAGCAAAUGGAAUAUUGGCCAAACGGUGUUCAGGCUGUGCGGGAUAUGCACUUUUAUAUUUUAGAGGGCUGCAGCAUUUCGUCUUCUUUUAGGGACAGUAUAUUAUCUAGUUGAGAGCAUAGGCUUUGGAGUCAGACUGGUUUGGGAUGACCCCACCUCUGCCACUUACUAGGUGUGACUUUAAGGAAGUCAUUUAACCCUCCAAGCUUAUUUGCCAACGUGUGAACUGAGGAUAAGAAUAUCUGCUCCUUAGAGUGUUGAUCAAGUACGUAGCAUGGCGCCUGGCACUGAGCCCUCAGUAAAAGGUGAUUCCAUGUUGAUUCUUCUCCUCUGAAGCUAAAGGCUGUGUCGCUACUGCAGUUUCUGUCUGCUUCACCCUGCAUCGUCCCUGCCGGACUAAACUCCCUUAAGUGGCGAUUUUGCCUCUAUUGAGUAAAAACUUAGCUUUUCCCCAUUGCUUAUCUUUUCCAUCUCGACUUUUCUGAGCAACUUUUAAUAUACAACUUAAAUCUGACACUAGCUUUUCUAUCUAACCUUAUUUUCCACCAUUCCCCAGAAUCAUCUUUCCAUAUCAGAUAGUUUAAUGGUCUCAUGUUCCUUCUAAAACUUAAUUCAUAUUUACUUCACCAGAAAUGCUUCCUCCUGUCCCAACUCUGCCCAUCCUUUGAGGCUCAGUUUAAUUCCAACCUCUUCAGAGUAAAACCUUUUUCACUCCAGUCCUUAUUCACUCAUUUAUUAGGUACCUCCAUGUGUCUGGCAACAGAUAGGUACCAGGAAUGCUACAAUAAUUGAGGCCGGCCCCUGUCUUCCAGGAUUUAUGCAGCCUGAUGCAGGAGAGACAGGUAGAUAAGAGAAGAGCUGCCAGUGCUAGGAUGGGCAGCCCUUCACCCUUCAUGGACAGCCUUCCCCUGGCUCCUGUACUUGGCGGAUGCCUCAUGAGGAUUUAAUUAUACAUUGUUUUCUUUGUACUUUAGUUGCUGAGUCUCAUAUCCCCAAGUAAAUUGUAAGCAUAGGACUGAGUACACAGUGAGCACUUUAGAAACAUAUGCUGGCUUGAUCUUUCACCUCCAGAUGCAUAUUUAAAAGGAGAAUCGAUUGCCUGGCCUAUUGUAAAGGCCUUGUAAACUUUAAAAAGCAAAUUAAAAAACAAAAUCAAUGAUGACGUUAAGCUCUUGGGGAUCCCCAUAACGUCCUGGUGAUUAGAGUGGCUAGGCGACUAGGCUUUGGAAUUCAUGGGACAGUGCACUUUUAAAUUUGGCAGUUCUAAAAUGAAAAUAAAGAAUUGUCCUUUGACUCUAAUAAAGUUAGCUUAAUGGAAAACUCACUGCAUUGUCCUCGUUUUUCUCACUGUGUCACAGACCAAGAAAAGCGUCAUCCAAGCUCAUGACAGGUGUUCCCUGAAUUUCUGAGCUGCUGAGUGCCACUGAGGAGCUCAGAAAGCAUGAUCUGAAUCGUGAGCUUACAUGCGACACGGCCACAUCUCAGCUUCAAUGCCAUGUCACAGGCUCAGCAUUGACAGUUCACAUACUUGGCUCAUAAGAUAAAUUUCCAGGUGUCAGUAAGCUGCACCAGAGAAGAUACUGUAUGUCACAAACUCCAGGAAGUCCUGAGCAAGCCCACAUUUUCCUUUCCACAGAAAUGAACAUUUUUAGGUGGCUUGAUAAUUUUUUACUCUUUUUAUUUGCGAGCUUUCCCAUUACGGCAAUCAGAGACAUUUUUCCAAGCCCUCUGAUGCUCACUAAUACAAGAUACAGCAUAGUACCUAAUGAUGGGGUUGGGGAGGGUGCUGAGUGAGAUCACCACUAAUGUGCAACUCCUAGAAAGAAGCCUUUCUUAAAGGGCCAGCCCAGGUUUCCAGAAGCACCAUUAUUGUAGGUGGCUGGGAAAUAGCAGGGAACAAGACAGAAAAGUCCUUGUUCUCCUGGAGUUUACAUGCUAGUAAGGUAAGAAAGAUAAAUAAGCGACCUACCUUUAGAUAGUGAUAAAUGCUACGAAGACAUAAAAUGGCAUGAUGAUGAUGGCAGUUGAAAAAAAUUGUUAAAUUAUUCCAGCAGUACAAGGUGAGCACUGGCCACGGCAGGUCCCAUGACAGUUUAUCUGGGAGCAAAUGAAACCUGUUUGGAUGACUCUCCAUAUUGAAGCAAUGAUAGUAAACACAUAGCUCUAGCCAUGGUUCUAAAUGCUUUAGAUCUGUGCUGCCCAACAUGGUAGACACUAGCCUCAUGGGGACAGUACAUUUUAAUUCCAACAAAAAAUGAAAAAUUUCUCAGACACAUGAGCCACAUUUCAGGUGUUCAAUAGCUACAUGUGGCCGCAACAGCUACAGAAGAGUGUGGUCACAUCUCUGAGCCUCAGUUCUUUAAAAACAGCAUAAUCAUACCUAUCUUGCUGAUUGUUUCAAGAAUUAAGUGAUCAUCUAUAAGCCUGGCACCUAAGGCCGCAUGCGGUGGCUCACACCUGUAAUCCCAGCACUUUGAGAGGCCAAGGCGGGCAGAUCAGUUGAGGUCAGGAGUUUGAAACCAGCCUGGCCAACAUGGUGAAACCUUGUCUCUACUAAAAAUACAAAAAUGAGCCGGGCGUGGUGGUGCACACUGGUAGUCCCAGCUACUCAGGAGACUGAGGCAGGAGAAUCGCUUAAACCCAGGAGGUCGAGGUUGCGAUUGCACCACUGCACUCCAGCCUGGUCAACAAAGUGAGACUCCAUCUCAAAAAAAAAAGCAAGCCUGGCAGUCAGACAUUUGGUGUGGCUGCUUUAUUGGACAACAGAGAAUAGAAUAUUUACAUCAUCACAGAAAGUUCCAUUGGACAGCAUCUGUUCAGAUAAACUCAAUCUUCCCCCACAUCCUAAUGAGGUGUAGAUACUGCUUUUCCAUUUUGCAGAUGAGGAAGUAAGGCACGGGAGUUACGUGUGACUUGCCCAAGGCUGCAUCCUUAACGAAGGGCAGAACUGGAAUGCAAACCGUGGAGGUCUGGAUCCAGAGCCUGGGGGUUAAUCCUACCCUGCUAUGCCGCUAUAGCUCGCGGAUCCAGUACAGCUCAUCUGUGUGAUCCACUUUCAACCAGAGUGCAACCGAGGGAGAGAACAUUACCUCUUCAGAAAAUCUUGUCAUUGAAUGCUUUUAAAGUCAGCUAACAUGAAUUCUGACGAGAGGAUCAGGAAAAAUGUAGGCCUGUCAUAGGCACAAUUUCCCCCUCCUUGAAAAGGGCAGAGGAAACUACAAAGCACCAAAAAAAUACCAAGUUUAUGUAUGAUCUCAAUAAGGCAGAUUAAGCUCUCUACGCCUCAGUUCCCCUAUCCUAGAGCGGUGUGAGGAUGUAAUGAGGCAAGGCCUGGAAAGCCUCAGCGGGACCUGCCACAGUCAGUGACGCCAGGGAGGUCAGCAGCAGCAUUACCACUGCACUCAAGCGGCCACACUUGGGCCAAACGUUCCAGAAUGCACAGGACACAGCAGAACAGACCACUUAUGUGAGGAGGCAGCUCGUCCUUCUCUCCCAGAGCUGCCAUGAGAGUCUGUGGUUCCAAACAGCCUGAGUUUGAAAUUGGAGAGCACUUCAGGAAGGCACGAGGCAGAGGAGGUGGCAGCCUUUGGAAAGAAUCUGCAUUUGGCUCAUGCAUUUAGGAUUUGCAAGUUUAGUUAAGUGUCUUCACUCAUCUGAGCCUCCAUUCUUUAAAAAAUGGGUUUAAUUGGCCGGGCGUGGUGGCUCAUGCCUGUAAUCCCAGCACUUUGGGAGGCCGAGGCAGGAGGAUCACCUGAGGUCGGGAGUUUGAAACCAGCCUGACCAACAUGGAGAAACCCCGUCUCUACUAAAAAUACAAAAUUAGCCGGGCAUGGUAUUGCAUGCCUGUCAUCCCUGCUACUCUGGAGGCUGAAGCAGGAGAAUCGCUUGAACUCGAGAGGCAGAGGUUGUGGUGAGCUGAGAUCACGCCGUUGCACUCCAGCCUGGGCAACAAGAGUGAAACUCUGUCUCUAAAAUAAAAUAAAAUAAAAAAUGAGUAUAAUCAUACCUACCUUGCAUGAUUGUUUUCAGAAUUAAGUAAUAGGCCGAGAGUGGUGGUUCACAUCUGUAAUCCCAGCACUUUCAGAGGCCGAGGUGGGCAGAUCACUUGAGGUCAGGAAUUCGAGACCAGCCAUGGCGAAACUCCGUGUCUACUAAAAAUACAAAAAUUAGCCAGGUGUGGUGGUGCAUGCCUGUAAUCCCAGCUACUCGGGGCUGAGGCACAAGAAUCACUUGAACGUGGGAGGUGGAGGUUGCAGUGAGCCAAGAUCACACCAUUGCACUCCAGCCUGGGCGACAAAGCGAGACCCCCCCAUCUCAAAAAAAAAAAAAAAAAAAAAAAAGAAGGAAAAAAAAAGAAUUAAGUGAUCAUCCGUAAGCCUGGUGCAUAGAAAUUUGGUAAAUAAUGGUCAUAAUUACUAUUUUGAUUAAUGAUUUUCAGCUUCUCAUUAACAAAUGUCCUUGAGUAUUUUCUUGCCCAGAUGCCUUAGACCCAGGGAAUGUGUUAGGACAGUUAUCCUCAAACAUGAUUGCUGUUACCACCCUUUACAGUGCAGUGAUCACACCCUUGAGAAGCCAGGCAGAACCAACUGAAAGGCAUCGUGGGGCGUGCACAUAGCAGCUGCUUGCAAAGAUGGAAGCUGCCUCACACUCCCCCACAACCAGCAAGGGCAGUGGCUGCCAGGUAUGACCUCAGGUGACCAUCCUGUGCAUUCUGAAAACUGGGAAGUCAAACUCUCCAGGCUCCUGACUGGCCAGUAGGCUUCACCAGAGCUGGAUCAACCAGAAGAAGCUGAAACAUCCAACCUAAGAAUUUCGAACUUCAAAUGGAAAAUCUGGGCACUCUAAACCAAAAUUGCUAAGUUCCAAAAAUGUUGGAUACAUCGGGUGCUUAUUUGUAAAAGUAUCUAAAUGAAAGUGGGCCCUUAAAGAGUGUGUCAUGAACCAAGGAUUAUAAUUAACCCCAUUAUGGGGGCACAAGGUCAAAUAUAAGAGGAAAAAACAAAGUCAGUUGUACAAAUGGAAAAAGUGCAAAUGAAAAAUGAUGACCUUUAACAAGGCAAGGACAGUAAGAAUAAGAAAAUACUGGAUUGCCUCUCAUUCUCUGAAAAAUCCUAAUGAAUAUCAGAUGUAGUGAUUUUCUACCUUCCCCAAUUUAUUUCACUCUCCUCCCACAGCUGAUAAAUAAUCUAUGAAAUACAGUUGUCCUGCCCCUUAUUUUACUUGUCAUUAUUUGUUUUCAUUUAUUUUGACUGGGUUAAUGCACUAAUGGCUCAUUUAUCUACGAUGAUCAAAAUUUGGUUGCAAAGACAGCCCUAAAGUAACACCUAUUUGCCUUCUACCGUUCUCUCACUGGUCUCUGGAUGUUAGAAUUGCUGGUGCAUUUUAAACAACAGACAUUCUUAAUGGAUAGCUGUUUUGUGGGAAGCUUUUCCCUUCCCCUGGAACUUAAUGCGUGAUUUCCCAGAGAGCUGAAACAUACGAUUCUGGGAAUUCUCUUGUUCCCUGACAUAAUAAAGAGUGAUUGUGAGUGGGAAGAACUUUAUGGGGGUCAGUCAUAAAUGCCGUCAGUAAGCGUGCCUCACCUAUUCUACGCAGCACAGGAAGUUUGCGGAGAGGACGCUUGAACUGAAUAAUCCACGCUGGAGCUCUCAGAUCACUAGAUGGAAAGUCAGAGGUCAAACACCCUUACAUGGACGUGCUGAAGCCAUCAAAAAACAAAACAGAAAAAAACCUCUAGGAAAUGAUCUAGGAAAAUGCCAACAGAAUCCUGGAUUUGAGUCUGUCCUUUGAAAGCAUCUCUGCUAGAGUUCCCACUUCCAAACCCCUUUCAGCUCUUCGGGAUUCAGCCUCCAGGUUGCCCUCGGAGUGGAGUCUGUGGCUUUCCACCGGAGCAGCGCCCAGGAAGUGUUUUCGUGUGAUGAAAGUUAUUUUUCAGUGCUGUACAAGCGUCUUGAAUUACUCUGGUAGCUUUUCCAGAAAGACCCAUGACUUCACCACAUUUCUCGAGUUACGAUGAAGGUCCUCUGGAUGUCAGCAUGGCAGCCACAAACCUGGAGAACCAGCUGCACAGCGCACAGAAGAACCUCCUGUUCCUUCAGCGGGAGCAUGCCAGCACGCUCAAGGGGCUGCACUCCGAGAUCAGGCGGCUGCAGCAGCACUGCACAGAUUUAACAUAUGAGCUGACAGUCAAAAGUUCGGAACAGACAGGAGACGGGACUUCUAAAAGCAGUGAAUUAAAGAAAAGAUGUGAAGAGCUGGAAGCCCAACUGAAAGUGAAAGAGAACGAAAAUGCUGAGUUGUUGAAAGAACUGGAGCAGAAAAACGCGAUGAUCACAGUGCUGGAGAACACCAUCAAGGAGCGAGAGAAGAAGUACCUGGAGGAGCUGAAGGCCAAGAGUCACAAGCUGACCCUGCUGUCUAGCGAGCUGGAGCAGCGGGCCAGCACCAUCGCCUACCUGACCUCCCAGCUGCACGCCGCCAAGAAGAAGCUCAUGAGCUCCAGCGGGACCUCAGAUGCCAGCCCGUCAGGGAGCCCCGUGCUGGCCAGCUACAAGCCAGCGCCCCCCAAAGACAAGCUACCCGAAACGCCUCGCCGCCGCAUGAAAAAGAGCCUCUCAGCCCCCUUGCACCCGGAAUUUGAAGAGGUCUACAGAUUCGGGGCAGAGAGCAGGAAACUCCUUUUGCGGGAACCAGUGGAUGCUAUGCCCGACCCCACCCCAUUUCUGCUGGCUAGGGAGUCCGCCGAGGUCCACCUCAUCAAAGAGAGGCCCCUCGUCAUCCCCCCCAUCGCCUCCGACCGAAGCGGCGAGCAGCACAGCCCGGCCCGCGAAAAGCCGCACAAGGCCCACGUCGGGGUGGCACAUCGGAUCCACCACGCCACCCCGCCGCAGGCCCAGCCCGAGGUGAAGACCCUGGCGGUCGACCAGGUGAACGGAGGCAAGGUGGUGAGGAAGCACUCAGGGACGGACAGAACUGUGUGAAGCCCGCCGUGCCCCACCCCGCGCUGUCCAUGCACUGUGAGCACCACUGGGAAAUCUCAGCCACACCUUUUCUGUUUAAUCCCAUGCAUGCCAAACACUUUUCACACCUACCGACCCAUUCUCCUUCUGCUUCUCUUGCCCUCUUCUUCACACCAAAAUAUGAUCGUGUCCCUGCCGCAGAAUAUGUAUUUCCUAAUUGCUGUGGCCAAACGCCUGUGUGCCGAAUCGCUUGCUUCUGAUCCCGCUCCGUGUAACCUAAGUGCGCUGCAGGCAAAGCCCAGGCCACGGCUGCGUCACUACUGAUGUUCACGAUGCCACACAGUCACACACCUAAUUCAUUCUCAAGUCGGAGCAACACAUACCAACCUUGACCUUAUCCUCAAGCUCCAGGGCAGCCUGGCCGAGCAGCCCCUGCUCCCUCCUGGAGACCCUUGUCACCUCCCGAGCUCCUCCUGGAGACCCCUGUCACCUCCUGACCAACCUUUCCCAGGGCGGCACCGAUCACCGAGCAGCCGUGCGUGUAUCUCAAGGAACUAAAUAAGAUGACGCUACUCCUCAUAGCACCACAACCUGAAUGUGUGUUCAUAUUUUUUUGUUAGUUUUAUCCAAAAUGUUUAAGAUCCCAACAAACUUUAUUUUCUAAACCUGCCUUCCUUCUGUUUUGUGUCUUUUAUUAAACAAACACCUGAAGGAGGGCUAGGAGACUGCAGGAGGGAGAGCAAUCACAGGUCCCAGAAGCGACUCCGGCCUCCUCCCGGCCCAGAGCUAGUCCUUAGAAUGUGCUGCGCUCCUGAGCUUCUGUGGGAAGCUGCUUUUGCCUCUGAUGGCCCCUGCCCACUGUGCUGCCCGUGCUAGCCCCUCUCCUCCCUCAUGGAGUGAAGCCACCCCUCACCUCCAGGUGGCCAGCCAGGGCUCCAGGCCAGCCUCAUGGUGCACAGAGGGAAGGGGUGCCCAGUGACCACUGGUCCUGGAGGUUCUGUGUCCUUACCUGACCCCACACAGACCCAGGCAGGCUGGGGGUAGAAGCUCAUGCAGGAACUAAACACUAAGCUCAACAACUUCACAGUCGCCGUAGCAGGUCAGAGCCAAAGAAGCUAGGGCCAGAGAGUUCUGGAAGGGGGAGAAGUGGCUCCAGGUGACUGGUCACUUCUGCUCUGUGCCCGACAUCAUCAGCCCUUCUUGCCAAAAAGGAGCAUCUGCUGAAACAGACCUGGAUCAUCGAAAACACACCUUUGGAAAUUACAUUAGGAUUCUCACUUGUGCCAAUGCUAUGUAUGCCAGGCACUUUUGCCUAAUCAAGUGUUUUCUCUGAGAAGGAAAAGAAAACUCCACACAUCUUAAAAUACUCUCCAAUAUUUACUUUUUGAUUAUAUAAAUUCCUUUUAAAAAGUAGUAUUAAAAACAAAACCAUUCAGGUUAAUUUGUAUGGAAA